Messenger RNA from Diabrotica virgifera virgifera (western corn rootworm), 1954 nucleotides. RefSeq names its product opsin, ultraviolet-sensitive-like. Bases 57 to 1178 code for a protein of 373 amino acids. Gene Ontology annotation, cellular component: membrane. The record is from RefSeq and is a predicted model, not a curated record. Gene Ontology annotation, molecular function: G protein-coupled receptor activity. Lineage: Eukaryota; Metazoa; Arthropoda; Insecta; Coleoptera; Chrysomelidae. The transcript is spliced from 6 exons. Gene Ontology annotation, biological process: G protein-coupled receptor signaling pathway; visual perception.
GCUUUAACACCUUCGUCAGUUCGAUACAAAUCUCAUGUGGGGGCUCAGGCAUAGACAUGGGGUUGCUCAACUGGACCAUUUCUCCAGCAGCCAGGGUGAUGGACCCCCUUGACGGACGAAUCCAACAUCUGGGCUGGAAUAUACCAAAUGAAGAGCUCAUCCACAUUCCAGAACAUUGGCUAGCAUUUCCUGAUGUUGACAAAAGCCUUCAUUUCAUGCUCGGCAUCAUUUACUUCUUUUUCUUCAUAGCUGCGAUGACUGGAAAUGGAAUGGUGCUGUGGAUAUUUUCCUCGGCAAAAUCUCUUCGAACAGCGUCUAAUAUGUUCGUGGUAAAUCUAGCCUUCUGUGAUUUCUUCAUGAUGCUGAAAGCUCCAAUCUUCCUAUACAAUACCUUCCAUCACGGAUAUGCUUUGGGUCAUACGGGUUGCCAGAUUUUCGCAGCUAUGGGAUCGCUGUCGGGAAUAGGUGCUGGAAUGACAAACGCUUGUAUAGCCUACGACAGAUACACAACAAUCACCAGGCCGUUUGACGGAAAAAUUUCUAAAGUGAAGGCUUUUUUAAUGAUCAUCAUGGUAUGGAUCUACACUGUACCUUGGACGAUUUUUCCUUUAUUAGAAAUUUGGGGACGAUUUUCUCCAGAGGGCUUUUUAACUACUUGUAGCUUUGACUACUUGACUAGGACGUUCAAUAAUAAAGUAUUUGUUGGUACCAUCUUUACGUUCUCAUAUGUCCUCCCAAUGUCACUGAUCAUCUAUUUCUACAGCCACAUCGUUAGCAAAGUAUUCAGCCACGAAAAAGCGUUAAGAGAACAGGCAAAGAAAAUGAAUGUAGAGUCCCUUCGAGCUAACCAGCAACAACAGAAUGAAUCUGCGGAGAUGAGGAUAGCUAAGGCUGCACUGACUGUAUGUUUCUUGUUCGUUGCUUCCUGGACACCUUACGCUGUUCUGGCUCUGAUCGGGGCGUUCGGGGAUCAGUCGUUGUUAACUCCUGGAGUGUCCAUGAUACCUGCAUGUACUUGCAAGCUGGUAGCUUGUAUAGAUCCUUAUAUUUAUGCCAUCAGUCAUCCAAGAUAUAGACAAGAGCUCAUGAAGCGCCUUCCUUGGCUAGGUGUAAAUGAACCAUCUGAUACGCAGUCUACUGCCACUGAAGCAACAGCACAGCAAUCUGCAACAGCGUAGUGUCUGAAGAUGGAUUAAUUAUUCGAGAUUUAUCUGAUUUUAGAGUAUAAGUGUUGUUUUUGAUGUUCGUAUUAUACGAAAAUUCCAAAAUGAUUAUUAAAAUGGCAGGAAAUUAUAAAGUUAUCGAAAACCUUCCAUCUCUCUUUUUUUUUCAAAAGUAAUAAUAUCAAGUGGAAAACACGUGUUUGGAAAAAGGAUAUUCAAAUAGAGAAGAACAAUAAUGUGAUAGGAUUCUUAAUUACAAGAAUAUUAAGAAUAAGUACUGCAUAAUUAUUAUUAUUGUAAAAAUGUAGUAAACUUGUAUUAUUAUUAUUGUAAAAAUUAAUGUAAAAAUGUACGUAACCUAAAAUACACAUUUUUGCAAUAGCAAUAAUUAUCUAGUACAAAAAAGAAUGUUGCGAAUUUUUUGCAACUCAUUUUAUGCUAGAAAAUCAGAUAUAUAAUUCUCAAAUAACAUACUAGAUUUGUAUCGAAUUGUAAUCGAUUUUGUUUGGAAAUAAUCAGAAAAAUGAUGACACGGGCUAUUCAAAAAGGUAUUUGCAUUUGAUAACACUUUAUCAUCUGUGGUAUAACCACACAUAUUCAAAAAAAAAAACCUAACAAAUUUAUUUGUAAAAAAACAUCGAGCUGAUUUUAUAAUACCUCUGCGGUUUCUAUCAGAAAAUAAAUUAGAAGUAAAUGUAAGGCACUUGAAAAUUUUGAACUACCUGUUAUAAAAUUGUUAUCAAAAAAACUGUACAUAACUAAUCAAAUAUAAUACAAGCAAUUGAAUAUAA